Paramecium pentaurelia is the source of this 2077-nucleotide messenger RNA. NCBI's taxonomy places the organism in Eukaryota, Ciliophora, Oligohymenophorea, Peniculida, Parameciidae. The record is from the annotation of a GenBank genome assembly.
AUGAUAACUUAAAUUUAAGAAAUUCUUAGAUAAGUGGAUAUUUUUGGUCAAUCCAUAAGCUUGAGUUUUCGAUAAAGGGAAAAGUAUUAAACAAGUUUUGGAGGAUUUUUAUCUAUGUGUAUGAUUGCUACUAUCAUCAGUUUCUUUUACUCAAAUAUCUUAAGUUUUUUAAAUAUGACAUCUGUGACUUCAAAUGAAUAAUUAGUUUUUGAAGAUAGUCCAGAAUUAUUAAUAUUAGAUCCAUCUUCUUUUAUGUUUGCAAUUUAGAUUGAACAAUAAGAUUUCAUAAAUAACCCUUUUUUCAAUGUAACUAUAGAACAACGGCAUUACCGUAGGUAUGAUAAUGGAACUUAAUACAAAUUUCCUUCCUAAUAUAUAGAUUUAGUCUAAUGCACAUAUAAUCAUUUCUAAAUCAUAUUUGAAAAAUACAAUAUUAAAUUUGAAGAACAAUAUAAUAAAUUAAAUAUAUCUAAUUUUUUAUGUCCUAAUUUAAAUAAUGAGAAUUCAUUGAAUCUAACAGUUGGUGGUACAUGGGCAAGUAAGAUACUAAAUAUUAUUAAUAUAGGUACUGAUUACUACUUUUUAAAAUUUUCAGUAAAGAAUUGCGUAAAUGAUUCUGAAAGUACAUUCUCAUGGAAACCAACUUGUAAAUCUCCUGAAUAAAUUAAAGAGGCAACUUAGAAUUGGGGAAGUUUUAGAUUCUAACUUUAUUAAAUAAAUUAUGUAAUCAAUAUUAUUAAUAAUUAGCUUGUCAAUGCAUAAAAACCAAAAGAUUAUAUAUAACCUUUACUGUCGACAGAUACAUUUUAUUCGUUCGUUCCAAAUACAAUGUUCAUUUAAUCUGAUAUAUUCUUUCGAUAUAAAGAAGUUAAUUCAGAUAGAGGCAUAUUGAUGUAUCCAGAUAUAGAAAAAGAAAUCUAUCCUUAUAGGGAACAUGGAGAUUAAAGAGAUUAGAUUUCUAUUAAUUAUUUAACUCAAAAUAAUUAUGGAGCUUUUUAUUUUAGUAGAAGUCCUUAUAAAUAUAUUAUAUAAAGAGAUUUUAUGAGAUUAGAUGAAUUACUAAGUUAUUUAGGAGGAUUCACUUAAUUUAUGAUUGUGAUUGUGGGAAUUUUUGUUUCUAUUUACAAUAGAGAACAUUUAAAAAUUUCAAUGGCAAAUGAUUUAUAUGAAUUUGAUAUGAGUUUGAAAAAAUAAAAUACCAAAUAAAGCCAUCUCUCUAAUAUAAUAACUAAAGCAAAAUAAAAAUUAAUAUUCUAAAAAAGAUAAUCCAAAAAAUAAAUAGAUUCAAUAGGCUAAUCUCCAAAUUUGUGUUUAAAUAUAAAUUAAUAAAAUGUAAUUAGUACUUUUAAUUAAUAGGAAGGGAUUGAAAAUGAUUAAAAUGAAAAUUAGAAUUAUUAAAAAAAGAUUCUUAAUACUAAUUAGACUGUACCUGAUAAACCUAUGAUAACUUAAAUGAAAAAUUAAGUAUCUAAAUACUUUGAUUAAUUUUGUCAUUAUAUGAAAAAGAAAUAUAAAGUAAAGAUUGGGUUAAGGAUGAUUAUUUCAUCUUUUUUACCAUUUGAUUGUUUAAAAAAUGAUGAUGGAAUUGUUGUAGAGAAAGCUAUGUAAUUAUUAGAUUUCUAUUUUAGUAAUUAAGUAAACAAAGAGUUAGAUAUAGAAUAUAUACUUAAAUAAUUGCAUGAAAUAUAAAAAUUCAAGAAAAUACUAUUAGAUAGUAAUCAAAUUGGUAUUUUUAAUUUCAGUCAAAAACCGAUAAUCGCUUUGUACUAAGAUUCAUAAAUGAGAAGACGAACAAAGUAAUUUUAAUUAUAAAUUUAGAAUAAUUGUUGCAGAUAUUGAUACAAAAUCAUAAGAAUUUGCUUUAUUUAAGCAAUUUAAUGAUCUAGUUAAUGCUUAUCAUUAAAUUUAGAAACAAGAAAUGAAAGGGGAAUAUCAAUUAAUUAACUUCAAUUAAAGAUUACUAGAGUUACUUGGUUCAAGUUUGUCCUAAAUUUUAGAAAAAGAAAUAGCUUUAAAAGAAGAAAUGAUUUUUUGCGAAGAAGAUAAAAUAGAUCAAUUUCCAUCUAAUUAGGGAUGA